AUGGCAGAAGCCGGAGUCCAAGCUACGUCGCUUCCAUCAUGGAAGGCGUUGCAGUCACACCACGAUUCCGUUGGACGAUCAUUCGUCCUGAAAGAAGCAUUCAAGUCGGACCCGAAGCGAUUCGAUAAAUUCUCUCAAACAUUCAAAAACACUUCUGAUAACUCGGAAAUUCUCUUUGAUUUCUCGAAGAAUUUAAUCACCGAAGAGACUAUUAAGCUGCUGGUCCAGGUUGCGAAGGAUGCCAAAGUUGAAGAGCUUCGCGAUGCUAUGUUCAAGGGAGAGAAAAUAAACACCACUGAGGACAGAGCCGUGUUGCACGUUGCGUUAAGAAAUGUGUCCGGCGAGCCCAUCGAGGUUGAUGGAAAAGAUGUCAUGCCUGGCGUACAGAAGGAGCUGGAACACAUGAAGGAAUUUAGUAACGCUAUUCGCAGUGGAGAGUGGAAAGGUUACACUGGAAAGCCAUUGACUACUAUCAUCAAUAUUGGAAUUGGUGGUAGUGAUCUUGGUCCAGUUAUGGUUACAGAAGCUCUCAAGGCCUAUGGCGACCGUAAACAAACCCUCCACUUCGUUUCCAACAUUGAUGGUACUCAUAUGGCUGAGGCGGUACGUGACUCUGAUCCAGAGACCACUCUCUUCUUGGUUGCAUCAAAAACAUUCACAACAGCCGAAACCACUACAAAUGCAAACUCCGCAAAAACCUGGUUCUUGGAGAAAACCGAUGGAAAGGGUGAUAUUGCGAAGCAUUUUGUGGCUCUCUCUACCAAUGAGUCAGAAGUCACCAAGUUCGGUAUUGAUGCUAAGAACAUGUUUGGAUUCGAGAGCUGGGUAGGUGGAAGAUACAGUGUGUGGUCUGCUAUCGGACUGAGUGUGGCUAUCCACAUUGGAUUCGAUAACUUCCACCAGUUCUUGUCUGGAGCUCAGGCCAUGGACAAACAUUUCCGCGAAACUCCUCUUGAGAAGAACAUUCCAGUCCUUGGUGGUCUUCUAAGCGUCUGGUACUCCGAUUUCUUCGGUUCCCAGACUCAUUUGGUUUCUCCUUUUGACCAAUAUCUUCACCGAUUCCCAGCUUAUCUCCAACAGCUUUCUAUGGAGUCAAACGGAAAAUCAGUUUCUCGUGACAACAACUUCAUCAAGACCUACACUACCGGUCCAAUUCUUUUCGGAGAACCGGCCACUAACGCUCAACACUCUUUCUACCAACUCCUCCACCAAGGUACCAAGAUCAUUCCAAGUGACUUCAUCCUCGCAGCCGAGUCACACAACCCAACCCCUGGUGACAAACACCAGAAGAUGCUUGCAUCAAACUUCUUUGCACAAGCUGAGGCUUUGAUGGUUGGAAAACAUGACGAAGAGCUGAAAGCAGAAAAUACGCCUGAGCCUCUUAUGAAGCACAAGACCUUCAACGGUAACCGACCUACAACAUCCAUUCUCGCACAGAAGAUCACACCAGGAACGCUUGGUGCUCUGAUCGUCUACUACGAGCAUUUGACUUUCACCGAGGGAGCUAUCUGGAACAUUAACUCUUUCGAUCAAUGGGGUGUCGAGCUCGGAAAGAGUCUUGCCAAGAAGAUCCAGAGCGAGCUUGAUGAGCCUGGAAACCCAUCUGGACAUGAUUCCAGCACUGGUGGAUUGAUUGCUGCGUUCAAGAAGAAGGCUGGUCUUUCCUCAUAG
Glarea lozoyensis ATCC 20868 is the source of this 1671-nucleotide messenger RNA. RefSeq names its product SIS. Gene Ontology annotation, cellular component: cytosol. Lineage: Eukaryota; Fungi; Ascomycota; Leotiomycetes; Helotiales; Helotiaceae. Gene Ontology annotation, biological process: glycolytic process; glucose 6-phosphate metabolic process; gluconeogenesis. The record is from RefSeq and is a predicted model, not a curated record. Bases 1 to 1671 code for a protein of 556 amino acids. The transcript is spliced from 3 exons. Gene Ontology annotation, molecular function: carbohydrate derivative binding; glucose-6-phosphate isomerase activity; monosaccharide binding.